CGAAAUGCAAAAAGCGACCUACUACGACAGCUCUGCGAUCUAUGGCGGCUAUCCCUACCAAGGAGCAAAUGGUUUCGCUUACAAUGCUAGUCAGCAGCAAUAUCCUCCACCUCCUUCUUCAUCGCUGGUGGAAACGGAGUACCAUCGACCUGCCUGCUCUUUACAGUCCCCCAACGGCGGCGGGGGCAACAGCAAUGUGCCCCACCAUAAGGCCAAUGACAUCAACGAGAGUUGCAUGAGGACCAUCAGUAGCCAAUCCCUCCAGGCCCCGGUCCUUCCUGAGCAGCCUCCUCCUCCUCCUCCUCCUCCUCCUCCAAGUCAACAGGCACCGCCACCCCCUCCAACUCCUUCUGUGUCACCGCCUCAAAAUGCCACCCCCAAUGCCACCCCGGCUAACGCCACCAAGAGCGCCAUCUUGAACUCGCCCACCAUGUCCAAACAAAUAUUCCCCUGGAUGAAAGAGUCGAGACAAAACACCAAGCAGAAAAACAGCGGUUCCAGUUCAGGUGAGAGUUGUGCUGGUGAUAAAAGUCCCCCUGGGCAAGCUUCCUCUAAGAGAGCCCGCACAGCUUACACAAGUGCCCAGCUGGUAGAACUGGAAAAGGAGUUUCACUUCAAUAGAUACCUUUGCAGGCCAAGAAGGGUAGAGAUGGCUAACUUGUUAAAUCUCACAGAAAGACAGAUCAAAAUAUGGUUUCAGAACCGCAGGAUGAAGUACAAAAAGGACCAGAAGGGGAAAGGAAUGAUGACCUCUUCAGGAGGACAGUCCCCCAGCAGAAGUCCUGUCCCUUCAGCUGCUGGAGGUUAUCUGAACUCUAUGCAUUCCCUAGUAAACAGUGUUCCAUAUGAGCCCCAGUCACCUCCAUCCUUCAGCAAGCCUCAUCAGAAUGCCUAUGGCAUCCCCACGUCAUAUCCGGCUCCUCUCAAUAACUGCCCGCCUCCUCAGAAGAGAUACACCGGAACUGCAGCAGUGACUCCUGAAUAUGACCCUCAUCCUCUUCAAGGCAAUGGCUAUGGCAAUCCACAUAUACAGGGAAGCCCCGUCUACGUUGGGGGCAAUUAUGUGGAUACCAUGGCAAAUUCUGGGCCGUCCAUCUUUGGUCUGACUCACCUCCCUCAUCCUUCCUCCGCCAAUAUGGACUACAGUGGGCCAAUGGGCAACAAUCAUCAUCAUGGACCUUGUGAUCCACACCCAACAUACACAGAUCUUACUUCUCACCAUCCUUCUCAGGGAAGAAUUCAGGAAGCGCCCAAGCUGACCCAUCUGUAAUAUAUACCAUCAGUUACUUAGUGAAUCGUAAAAGUCCCUUAGCCUUUUUAAAAGAAAGAAAAGAAAAAUACUUUUAAAUCCCUUCCCCACCCCAUCCUUCUAUUUUGCUUCGAUUUUCUUUUCUUUUGGUAAAAGCGUUUUCUAGUUUAUGUGACGUAGCAAUAUUUGUUGCUUGAAUUGCUCUCUAGUUUCAAUAGUGGACAUUAAACUCCUUGAACUUUUGCCUUGUGUUCUCGCUUUGAGAGUAUGCAUAGGCUUUCUACUCUUAACUUCGACUCUUUUAUCAAAACAGGGUAUUGUGAACAAAUUUUCUAUACAGAUGGUUCUUAAAUGUGAAUUUGUUCGUACAGAAUCGAUCCCACGGAGGAAGCAUUUUUAUUUUAAUUGCACUUCUUUUAAAUAGCGAGGAAGAAAUCAAAGGCGCUUGAACAGGGUGUCCCUGAGCGAAAUUAUUAAUACGUGUAUGUCUUUCAACGUGUGUAUGCUGGUGAACUUUCAGAUUUAUUUAUAUUUUUUGCAAACUUUGAAUAAUCUAAGUGUUUAAAUUUUUUAUUUAUCCCCAUCUGUUCAUAUUUAUAUAUAUAAAGAUAUUAAAAAAUAAAUAAACUUCUGUACCCUGAAUAUUCAGGAGAUAUUUACCUGGCUGUAUGUUAAGAUGGCAUACGUAGGGAAUAUCAUUUGAAAAGGGAACUAGAACUCUUUUAUUUAAUAGAAAGGAAAAAAAUGCAAUAAAACCUGGAAAACAAACAACAGGCCACCAUAGGAAUAGAAAUGGACGUCUGUAACAUCAAACAAAAAGGGAAAAUGUGGAAACCCGAACAACAAAAAGAGACUAGAUUUGUUUUUGAAAGUUAUACAUUCCUUGCUGCUCAC
Messenger RNA from Elgaria multicarinata webbii, 2143 nucleotides. RefSeq names its product homeobox A3 (gene HOXA3). The coding region runs from base 5 to 1270 and encodes 421 amino acids. Gene Ontology annotation, cellular component: nucleus. The record is from RefSeq and is a predicted model, not a curated record. The transcript is spliced from 2 exons. Lineage: Eukaryota; Metazoa; Chordata; Lepidosauria; Squamata; Anguidae. Gene Ontology annotation, molecular function: DNA-binding transcription factor activity, RNA polymerase II-specific; RNA polymerase II cis-regulatory region sequence-specific DNA binding. Gene Ontology annotation, biological process: anterior/posterior pattern specification; regulation of transcription by RNA polymerase II; embryonic skeletal system morphogenesis.